Messenger RNA from Sander lucioperca (pikeperch), 5796 nucleotides. It is a transcript of the gene satb1b, whose product is annotated as DNA-binding protein SATB1. The coding region runs from base 1177 to 3879 and encodes 900 amino acids. Gene Ontology annotation, molecular function: RNA polymerase II cis-regulatory region sequence-specific DNA binding; DNA-binding transcription factor activity, RNA polymerase II-specific. The record is from RefSeq and is a predicted model, not a curated record. Lineage: Eukaryota; Metazoa; Chordata; Actinopteri; Perciformes; Percidae. Gene Ontology annotation, biological process: regulation of transcription by RNA polymerase II; chromatin remodeling. The transcript is spliced from 14 exons.
GAAAUGAGGAGGAGAAAGGGAAAGCACAAGCAGCGGCAGCACCAGCAGCGAGGAGAGGAGAGGGGGAGUGAUGAGUCAAUACAACUAAUAAUUUAAUGGGGACAGAGAGGGAGAGACGGAGUGAGAGGGGGAGAGACAGAGGGAGAUAGAAAGAAAGAGGAGCUCCGUCCGGACGCCAAUCCCCAACCAACAGGACACCUCCUACUAUUACUAUCGCAGGCGGCUCUCUUGUGCAUCCACAGCAAGCCUUAUUUAUGCUCGACAUCGGAAAGUAAUCCGCACUUUUUGACCCCCCUCUCCUUGUUUUAUUUUGCGAACCUGUUUCGACUGUCCGCAUAUCGUCUCCACAUCGCCUCCAACGCGAUAGCAAGACCACACUGUCGGUUAUUAUUUUUCUCUCUCUCUCAGUCAGCCCGGUAGUCAAAUCUAGCUAAACCGACGUUGAGCUAUUUUUGUGUACGUUAGUCCCUCUCUUCGUGAACAUACACAACAAGGGUUUAUUGGGUCUCGGCGGCGGUUAUCAUCAUUACAACUGUGUCCGAGGUGCUUUGGUUUCUACUGGCGGCUGCUAACUGUACUGUACUGCUGCCUGCCUGCCGAUGUAGCGAUUUGGAUGUUGUGGUGCGAACUAAAGCAGAAGUCGCCUUCACUUGUAACCGAUGGACGCGGUUAACCGCUCACUUUGUGCUAAAUGUCGCCGGUUCUAACGUUUUUGGUUUGCGUUUUUUUCUUCCAGUUGGACGGAAUAAGCUAACGGACACCAUACACGCAUAGACACACACACACACACACACACAUAACCGCUUACCAAUGUUCGCCUAUCACAGUCCAUCUCGACCUCGUCGUCUCUCGCACAGACCCGGGUUGUUGUUUUUUCCUAGCGCCUGUCAAUCAUCCGCGAAGAAGAGCAGGAGAAAGCGUCUUUUUAAACACUGAUUAUUUUUUUUAAAACCGUUUGCUGUCAUGCACACGUAGAGAGAAAGAGAGAGAGAGGCAGAUAGAGGGAGAGAGAGAGAGAGAGAGGUAACAAGACCGGGAAGCAGGAGUUGUUUUGGGUGUCUUUUUUUCUUUUCUACCCUGGCCAAACUUGAAGAAGACGUGUUUUCCAGGCGGUGUUAUAUGCUCCUCAGUGCUGAAGUGCUGCGUUUCAGGUGAUAGUGAGCAGAGGUGCUGAGAAUGAUGGACCAUCUCAGCGAGGCGUGUAUGGGCAAGGAGAACUCUGACCUGGUCAACAGCAUGGCAGAGGCCAAGGCCCCGCCGGCCAAGCUGCCCCGGCUGGAGCAGAACGGCAGCCCCCUGGGCCGGGCCAGGCUGGGCAGCACCGGGGCCAAACUAGCCGGGGUCCCGUACAAACCCACCGGCCACCUGCUGAAGACCUGUCACAAGAGAGGCAACAUGCUGCCUGUGUUCUGUGUGGUCGAGCACUACGAGAAUCCCAUGGAUUUCGACAGCAAGGAGGAGCACGCCGAGUUCGUCCUGGUGCGUAAGGACAUGCUCUUCAACCAGCUCAUCGAGAUGGCCCUGCUGUCGCUGGGCUACUCCCACAGCUCAGCGGCCCAGGCCAAAGGUAUGAUUCAGGUGGGGAAGUGGAACCCUGUCCCUCUGUCAUACGUGACGGACGCACCGGACGCUACAGUGGCUGACAUGCUGCAGGACGUCUACCACGUGGUCACGCUUAAGAUCCAGCUGCACAGAAAUCUAGCCAGUAACACCUUAAAUUGUUUCACCGAGCACAACGAGCCAGGAAGUUGUCCUAAGCUGGAGGACCUGCCGCCCGAGCAAUGGAGCCACUCUACAGUAAGAAACGCCCUCAAGGAGUUACUCAAAGACAUGAAUCAGAGCUCUCUGGCUAAAGAAUGUCCCUUAUCACAGAGUAUGAUUUCCUCCAUUGUGAACAGCACUUACUAUGCAAAUGUGUCGGCGGCGAAGUGUCAGGAAUUUGGGCGCUGGUAUAAACAUUUCAAGAAGACAAAAGAUAUGAUGGGCAUGCGCCAACCCUCCCAGCUGGAGGGCUACCUGGGGACGUGUGUCCUCCGUGAGAGCCCGCGUGCCAAUGCACUAGCAGAGAUGGACGGCCUGUCCGACCUCUCUCCACCCGGCUCUAAUCACAGCCACAGCCACAACCACAACCACAACCACAACCACCUGGGCUUCUCCCAGCAGCAGCAGCCUAUUCCCGGCAGCACAGCCGAGCAGACUCCUUCCUCGCCGGUGCCACCGCUGCCCCACGCUCCACCGACGCACGGUGGCCAGACCGGUGGCCGGCAGCCCCAGCUUCCCAGCCUACACCACCCGGGCCUGGUGUCCACACCCAUCAGCCCCCAGCUGGUCAACCAGCAGCUUGUGAUGGCACAGAUCCUCAACCAGCAGUACGCAGUGAACCGGCUGCUGGCGCAGCAGUCCCUGUCCCAGCAGUACCUCAACCACCCACCUGUCAACCGCAACUCCCACUCCAAGCCCAUGGAGCCACAGGUGGCAUCAAACACAGAGGUGUCCGUCGAAAUUUACCAGUGGGUGAGGGACGAGCUGAAGCGGGCGGGCAUCUCGCAGGCGGUCUUCGCCCGCGUGGCCUUCAACAGAACCCAGGGCCUGCUGUCCGAGAUUUUACGCAAGGAGGAAGACCCUAAAACAGCGUCCCAGUCGCUGCUGGUCAACCUCCGCGCCAUGCAGAACUUCCUGCAGCUGCCGGAGGCUGAGCGCGAUCGCAUCUAUCAGGAUGAAAGGGAGCGCAGCCUCACGGCAGCCUCGGCGAUGGGCGCCCCCCCACUUAUCAGCACUCCACCCAGCCGACCUGUACAGCCGCGGAGGGAAGACUGUAACAGCGUAAGGCCCGAGGACUGGAACCCCCGAACCCCCAUGGGCAUUUCCCCUGUAAAACCGUCGCCUCUGCCCAGCGAGUGGAACGGCAAAACAGAGAGCUGCAUCCUCAACAUCAACUCCACCAUCUACGACGAGAUCCAGCAGGAGAUGAAGAGGGCCAAAGUUUCCCAAGCCCUGUUCGCAAAGGUGGCCGCCUCCAAGAGCCAGGGUUGGCUCUGUGAGCUGCUGCGUUGGAAGGAGGAUCCCUCUCCGGAGAACCGGACGCUCUGGGAGAACCUCUCCAUGAUCCGCCGCUUCCUGAGCCUCUGCCAGGUCGAACGCGACGCCAUCUACGAGCAGGAGAGCAGCUCCGGGCAGCAGCAGCACCACAACGAGCGGCCCAUGCACUUGAUGCACAUCUCCACUGAGCAGCCACAGGCUCAGCCACCCCAUUCACAACAGCAGCACCCGCCCUCCCUGUCCCUCCAGCACCCCUCCCAACCCCUUUUGUCCCAGCAGCCCUUGCAGCAACUGCAGCCCUGCACCGGCCCCCGGUUGCCGCCUCGCCAGCCCUCCACCGCUUCCCCAGCCGAGACGGAGGACGAGGGCAGCCGCGGAGGGAGCAUCAAAUCCCGAACCUGCGGAGGGAAGAUCUCCCUCGAGGCUCUGGGCAUCCUGCAGAGCUUCAUCCAGGACGUAGGCCUGUACCCCGACGAGGAGGCCAUCCACACCCUAUCGGCCCAGCUGGACCUGCCCAAGCUCACCAUCAUCAAGUUCUUCCAGAGCCAACGCUUUUACAUCAAUCACCCAGCUAAGGCGCCCAAGGAGCCCAGUAACAACAACAACAGCAGCAGCACCGCGGCCACCACCAACACCAACACCAGCAGCAGCGGCGGCAGCAGCAGCAGCAGCCCAGCCUUCGAGGAGGAGCUAACGGACUUCAGGGAGAGCGCAGAGCUGCUGAAGGAGCUGGACGACAGCACGCAGACCAACAGCACCAUCUUCUCCAUCAAGAUGGAAGAGCAGCUGGCCCGAGGCGCAGAGGCCCAGUCCGAGUCUGAGCACGAGGCCAAGGAGUAGGACUCCCCCCUGUCUGAACAUGUACUCAGAGUUUUCCUGUGCACACACACAGACUGAUUACUGUGCUAAAUGUAACGCUCUGGCCGACACAGAACCACCACACUGCAAAUAAAGAAAAAGUAGUGUUUUUAAUCAGUACAGCGUCUGGACUAUAUGAGGAGUGUUUAUAUAUAUAUAUAUAUAUAUAUAUAUAUAUAUAUAUAUAUAUAUAUAUAUAUAUAUAUAUAUAUAAGUUGCAGACUGGCAGGCUAUGUGAAGUGAGUGUUCACACACUGAAGAGCCCAUUUCAGACUCAAGUACUACUUUUUGGAUUUUGUAAAACUUGUAUUAUUCACUGUAAAGACUGACGCAUCAUUUAAAUAAUCUGCACAAAAAAUUAUUCUAAGUAUGUUGCCGUGGAUAUUUGCUGACUGCACUCUAUGUCUGUUGUUUUACACUGACUUACUUUAUCUUUUUGAGCUACUGAUUAUAUUUAAAAAGAAAAAAGUCCCCAUGGAGUUUGCUAGGACUUUGAUAGGUGUUUACGUUAUGUGAUGUUUAACUGGAUAAAAAAAAAAAAAGGAAAAAAAAAAAUAGCAAAUGAAAUUUAGGACCAAGUGGUUGAUAAGGCCUUAAUUAUGAGGUAGUCUGGAGCCUGCUGGCAGAUUAGUUAUUCUUUUAAAAAGCGCAUAAUGUGAUUAUAGAUCACUUCAAACUCUGGAACGCGAUCACCCAGCCCAGGUGAAUCUCCCAAGAACAGCUCAGUCUUUACAUAUUAUUUGUUAGGGAGGAAAUAUAAAUAUAUAUAUAUAGACAUUAUAUUGUAACUGUAAAAAAAAAAAAAAAAAAAACAGUCUUAAAGAAACUAUGCCAACAAAUGCCUUGUACUAUACGGCACUGCCGAUUUUAGAUUAUUUUGCAAAACCUUUGUCACUGUAACUCUCUGAAUUGCCACACAGUUAGAAAUGUGAAUUACACCAUGUUUAUGUUGUCCAACAUUAUUUAUUUGCUGUUCAUGCAGUGUUUCUAAUGUAAUUACUUUUUUUUUUAAGUUUAUGUUACGUAGACCUUUUUUUUCUUUAAUUCCACCGAUCUUUUUUCUAUUUAUAAAUGUGAUUUCGAUGGGCAGUAAAAACAAAAAGUGUCUUAAACGUUUUAAAUGGAGAAAUGUGCUUUAAAGGUUGCCUAUAAAAAGUGCUGUAUGUCAAGCAACUCAUGCUACAAGCUUCACAAUUAAUGUCGUAUGCAAUUUCUACUAUCAUGCAAAUAAGCUUAGGUAAAAUGACUAACCUAUAGAACAACUUAGAGAGAAAAACAUAUGCAAUCUGUGUGAAAAUCGAUGUCUGCGAUGUGUCUUCCUUUGGUUAACAAUCCAAUUCAAAAAGCUAUUCCUGUAUAAAUAUUCUGUAUAAAAGUGUUUCUUUUUUAUGAGUUUAUUUCAAUGAGAACACCAGUUAUUUUGUUACGACUGACUGUUUUAUAAGUGUUUCUCGGUUCCUUCCUGCAGAAAUGUUCUAACUAGAAGUGUUUAUUGAUUGUUAAUUACACAAUUAAACUGUUUGUAUUGUACCACAGAUUUCUUGGCAUUAACUUGACCGGACUCUUUUGACACCAGAGUGGGAUUUUCUCCUCUUGAAAACAAAAGACCAAACAAUGUGAAUUGUUUUUUUUUUUUAAAUCUACUGUUAUGAGAUAUCAACUCCAGUUACUGACUCGGGUCAGCCGCAGUCACUGAACACGUUAUUUGUAAUAACUGUAAAUAUCACAUCUUAUGAAUCAUUGAUUGUUUAUUAUUGUAAAUAUAUUUGAAGUUUGUGCAAGAGCUCACCAUACAAAAUUGAAAUCAACGUUCUGUCGUGCCUCUUCCUCUCGAACCGACUGUACCUGGGCUCUUCUACUGCUGAGUGUAUCUGAAGCACCUGUGAAAUCUGAAAUAAA